AUGUACUUCUAUUCAAAACAAUUUACCGGCACAUGCCUGCAUAACACUCUUUCUCUUUUAUUUCCCUAUCUAUCUAUCUAUCUAUCUAUCUAUCUAUCUAUCUAUCUAUCUAUCUGCAUGUAUGUAUGUAUGUAUGUAUAUUCUCCGCUAUCUAUCUAUCUAUCUAUCUAUCUGUUCUCGGCUCUGUCAAUCUAUCUAUCUAUCUAUCUAUCUAUCUAUCUAUCUAUCUAUCUAUCUAUCUAUCUAUCUCAUGUUUUUCUCUGUGCAUCUAUUUCAGUUAUAUUAACGCUUAAGAUUCUAUCUAUCUAUCUAUCUCUUUCAUUUUUCUAUUAUAUCUAUCUAUCUAUCUAUCUAUCUAUCUAUCUAUCUAUCUCAUUUUUUCUCUGUGCAUCUAUUUCAGUUAUAUUAACGCUUAAGAUUCUAUCUAUCUAUCUAUCUAUCUAUCUCUUUCAUUUUUCUGUGUGCAUCUAUUUCAUUAUAUUAAAGCUUAAGAUUAUAUCUGUCUGUCUAUCUAUCUAUCUAUCUAUCUAUCUAUGCGUGCAUACAUUCAAACGGCUCACAAACACUAACAUACUCAUGAAAACGAAUACAAACAUGAAGUUGUUGGAGAAGAACCGCUUCCAAGAAUUUCGGUGCCAUCACCGACACCGUAACGUCACUGACAUCGAAGACAUCAAAUCAGGAGGCGGCAUUAGCGGCGAUGAGAGCGCUAGUGAAGGCAUGAAACAUUUCUUUGGGCAUCGCCCAUUUAUCCCCAUUACUGGAUUCCUGGAAAAAUCCGCCGCCUUCCCCCGGCUGUGGACAUGA
Molecule: messenger RNA, 807 nt
Organism: Acanthosepion pharaonis
Lineage: Eukaryota; Metazoa; Mollusca; Cephalopoda; Sepiida; Sepiidae
Source: the annotation of a GenBank genome assembly